CUGUCAACCGACCUCCCCGAAUGACGUCGCCUUAUUAGGCAAUAAAAAACCAAGACACAUUCCGGGCCGGCUAUGGUGACGACUCCCAUACCGAUAUUGCAUUCCCAGCAGAUCGAAGAUAUUGACGUCGCCGCCCAUGGCUCCGCGAGAACCGGGCCAGCGACGCCGGAAACCGCCAGCUAAAAACAAGCACAAAAAAAGGCGGCCCAGCUCAAGAGACGAACCCCCAACAUCAACCGAAAGUAGGUCGGCAGGAACCACAUCGCAGGGCUUGUCCUCGGCGGCAUUGGCGCUGCUUAACCAGGAAAAUGCGAGGAAUAUCCCAAUACAACAGCUCCGUCGAGAUCGAGAGCGAGAACGAGAACGAGAACGAGAACGAGAAGAGGAGAGGGAAAAGGAGAGAAAGCGCGAGCGCGAGCGCACACGGGCCAGAGAGAAGGAGUUACGAAAGCAGAGAGAGAAACGGGCUCUAGCCAAGGAAGACGCUCGCCAGGCGACGACAAACCCAAGAAAACAAGCCGCGAGGGACGGCUACCGCGAUCUCGGCGACCCCCAGAUUCCAUAUGAAACGGCGGUCCAGAAGCCUCGCGACAAGAAGCGCAGCAGUCGCCGUGUUGUCAGCGGGGCGAUACUCGAAGAGGGCAGGGGGGAAGCACGCGGGCUGAGAGGGGGCGCUCUAGAAAGCAGCUACGACAGCAGCGUCGAGAAGGAUGCGAUAUACGAGGACCACGGCCGGAAGCUGCCAAGAAACAAGCGGAAGAAAAUAUGGAUCCUUGUUGGAAUCGGGGUCGUCAUCCUCCUCAUCAUCAUCAUAGUAGUAGCCGUCGUAGUCAGCAAAAAUAACUCGGGCGGCGGCAGCAGCGAUGACAGCAGCGGGCCCAACACGUCGGGGUUGAGCGGCUUGUCGCCGAGCAGCGUGCCGGCAGGGGCGCCGUCAUGGCUGAACCCGUUUGUCUGGCAGGACACCACCAGCUUCAACCUCACUUACACCAACGACACGGUUGGCAACCUGCCCGUCAUGGGGCUUUACUCAACUUGGGAUGACUCGGCGGCGGCCAACGAGCACGCGCCGGCGCUGAACCAGCCCUGGGGCGACUACUCGAAGCGGCCGGCGCGGGGGGUCAACGUCGGCGGGUGGCUGUCGCUGGAGCCCUUCAUCACGCCGUCGCUAUUCAACUACGACCUGCGCAUGGGCAUCGUCGACGAGUACACGCUGUGCAAGUACCUGGGGUCGAAGUGCGAGAGCACGCUCGAGAAGCACUACGCCACGUUUGUGACCGAGGACACGUUCCGCGACAUCGCCGCGGCUGGGCUCGACCACGUGCGCAUCCCCUUCUCGUACUGGGCGGUGCAGACGUACGACGGCGACCCCUACGUGUUCCGCACGUCGUGGCGCUACCUGCUGCGGGCCAUCGAGUGGUGCCGCAAGUACGGCCUGCGCGUCAACCUCGACCUGCACGCGCUGCCCGGCAGCCAGAACGGCUGGAACCACAGCGGGCGUCUAGGCCCCAUCGGCUGGCUCAACGGCACCGACGGCGACACCAACGAGCAGCGGUCGCUCGACGUACACGACCGCCUGUCCAAGUUCUUCGCCCAGCCGCGCUACCGCAACAUGAUCAGCCACUACGGCCUAGCCAACGAGCCCAAGAUGACCUUCCUGUCGGUUUCGGGCGUGCUGCAGUGGACCGAGACGGCGUACGCGCUGGUGCGCAAGAACGGGCUGCCCGACUCGGCCGUCGUCGUGUUCGGCGACGGCUUCCGCGGCCUCGAGAACUGGCAGGGCGAGCUGACCGACCUGAGCACCAGCCAGGGCGCUGCCCUCGACGUGCACCAGUACGUCAUCUUCAACACGGACCUCAUCGUCUUCAACCACUCGCAAAAGGUCCAGUUCGCCUGCGACAACUGGUCCCAGCAGUCGAGCGCCAGCAUGGACCGCGCCACCGGCUACGGCCCCACCCUUGUCGCCGAGUGGUCCCAGGCCGACUCGGACUGCGCCCAGCACCUGACCAACGUCGGCUGGGGCAACCGCUGGACCGGCACCCUCGGCACCCUCACCUCUCCCUACUGCCCCCUCAAGGACAGCCGCUGCGACUGCAACGCCGCCAAUGCCGACCCCUCGCAGUGGUCCGACACGUACAAGCAGUUCCUGCUCAUGUUCGCCGAGGCCCAGAUGUCCAGCUUCGAGAAGAGCUGGGGCUGGUUCUACUGGGUGUGGGACACCGAGUCUGCGUGAGUUUUGUUUUUCUUUCUUUCUCCAUUUCCCCUCUAACCGACACUGUUCAAAUUCACUGACUGGGU
Messenger RNA from Lasiosphaeria miniovina, 2298 nucleotides. Its product is annotated as glycoside hydrolase superfamily. The transcript has 2 exons. Lineage: Eukaryota; Fungi; Ascomycota; Sordariomycetes; Sordariales; Lasiosphaeriaceae. Gene Ontology annotation, cellular component: cell surface; extracellular region. The record is from RefSeq and is a predicted model, not a curated record. The coding region runs from base 137 to 2233 and encodes 698 amino acids. Gene Ontology annotation, molecular function: beta-glucosidase activity. Gene Ontology annotation, biological process: glucan catabolic process.